AAACGGGACUGUGCGGACAAUCAUCACCACGUGAACGUGCGCGCGCGCGCGCGGUCCCCGCCCGCCCCACCCCCGCGCAGCCUCCCGGUUAUAAAAGCCCUCAGCCACCGAUCCGGGAGCACGGCUGAAGCUCGACCUCCCAGGUGUUUCUGUCUCCUUAGCAACCAUGAAGGCUGUAGCUCUGAUCCUUGCCCUGGCAGUCAUCACUGGCUGCAAUGCCCGUGCUGUGCGCCAGGCUGAAACCUCCAUGACCCGUGUGGAGGACAGCGUGGACCGCUUCUGGCAGUACAUCCAAGGCCUGAGCAAGGAUGCUCAAGCAGUUGUGGACACCAUCACCGCCGGACAGAUGAAAGCAGAGUUGGAGAGCCUGAUCACUCAGACCAUGACAGAGGUGGCAGAGUACAAAGAGAGUGCCCUGAGCAAGCUGGGGCCUCUCACUACUAGCACCAGUGGCCAGGUGAAUGAGGACCUCAAACUUCUGAUCAAUAAGCUGCAGAAGGACAUGACCGAUGCUAAGGACCGCAGUACUGAGUACCUGGGAGAGCUCAAUACCAUGGUGACCCAGAAUGCCGAUGAUGUACGCAGCCGCAUCACCGCCUACACCAACAAGCUCAGGAAGCGUCUGAUCAAAGACACCGCAGAGAUCCGCGAGGCCGUGGCCACUUACAUGGGGGAGGUUCAUUCCCGCGCCACCCAGAACGCAGAUGCUGUCAGGGAGCAGGUUGAGCCCUACCUCGCGCAGGCCGGCGACGCUGCCAACAAGAAGCUGAGCGACAUCACCUCUGUCCUCGAUGCCCAGGGCGACACCAUCAGGACCCAGCUGGAGAACAGCAUGAGGGAGCUGCGCACCUCCAUGGACACCAGGCUGGAAGAGCUCACCGAGCUGAUUGUCCCCUAUGCCACCAAGAUCCGUGAGCAGUUUGAGGAGGUCAUGACCAAGGUCAAGGAUACCACCAUCCAAUAAAGACACAGAGGGUUUUCGGAGGGUUAGAGAAAGAAACAUGUAUACAAAUGAUUUCUAUAAACCUUGAUAAAAGACGGGGUUCAAGUUACUGACUGUACAUUGUUGUGGAUGAAGAGAAGGAGGGGGGUUUCUACUUUGACCACUGUAAACCACUUUUUUUACUCUAACAAAUAGUUUGCUUUUCUACUUAAAACUGUAGCAAUACCUGUUUUUUUUUUUACAUUUUGCUGCUUGAACCUCAUACUGGGAUUCCAGUCCGUUCCAACACUUUCAUUUCAAUCAAUGCACUGACGACGCUGAACCGCCUUUCCUAGAUUCUCCAGAGUUAAGGCAGGAAAGGCUGACUUUGAUGACAAUCGGUGAGAAACGUGGCUGUCGUGCUUCCUGGGCUUUAUUGCACAGCGAUCUGUGAAUGCACAACCUGUGACUGUUAUGCAUCAGACUGUUGAGUGAAUAAAAACCUGAAAAAAA
This is a messenger RNA of Oryzias melastigma (Indian medaka), 1435 nucleotides long. It is a transcript of the gene apoeb, whose product is annotated as apolipoprotein Eb. NCBI's taxonomy places the organism in Eukaryota, Metazoa, Chordata, Actinopteri, Beloniformes, Adrianichthyidae. Bases 167 to 964 code for a protein of 265 amino acids. Gene Ontology annotation, cellular component: intermediate-density lipoprotein particle; extracellular region. Gene Ontology annotation, biological process: lipid transport; regulation of amyloid-beta clearance; cholesterol catabolic process. Gene Ontology annotation, molecular function: lipid binding. The record is from RefSeq and is a predicted model, not a curated record. The transcript has 5 exons.